This is a messenger RNA of Hyaloscypha bicolor E, 423 nucleotides long. RefSeq lists its product as uncharacterized. Lineage: Eukaryota; Fungi; Ascomycota; Leotiomycetes; Helotiales; Hyaloscyphaceae. The transcript has a single exon. The annotation marks the transcript as partial. The record is from RefSeq and is a predicted model, not a curated record.
GAACCUUCUUUCCAAAUCCUUCUCCCCAGCUCGUCGGCGAAUAAAAAGACGGUCGUUACAAUGGCAAUGUGGCAAAUGGGGCAACGUUCUAGACUUCUGCAAGCCGUGGGUCGGGGGGGUGGGAGCACAGGCCGAUGCUCGGUCUGGACCGACUUCCGGGUGCUUGAGGCUGAUGGUCGUCCCGCUGUCAAGCAGGGUUCAUACCCGAUACGUAGAGCUUGUGGAAGGAGGACCCUCAGGCCAUCCUUCCAUGUUCAUGUGCGAUCCGGGCUGAGCUGAGCUGUCUCUUCUGACUUUGUACAGUAGGGUGCCAUAAGUAUUCGCACAUGGCCCGUGCGGACCCACUGUAUUCAACCAACUACAGAUUCACACUGAGACUUCUAAGAGAAGUGAUUGGCUGAUGAGCACAGACCCUGUGCGAAU